This is a messenger RNA of Phaedon cochleariae (mustard beetle), 932 nucleotides long. Lineage: Eukaryota; Metazoa; Arthropoda; Insecta; Coleoptera; Chrysomelidae. The record is from the annotation of a GenBank genome assembly.
UCCAGGUCAUGUCCUGGACUGUGGUUCGGUUUUGUGAAACCGAUGAGGUUGAAGUCCUGCCAUGCAAUUGGCUGCAAGAUGGUGGUUUUGCUUUAUAUCCACCUUAUGGUCGGUCAAAAUUGGAGAGAGCCAUCAAAACACUAGAGGAACCCAAUUCAUGUUCUUGGCAACUAUAUAAAGUCAAAUUGAUGACUAAAUCAGUAUUUAAUUCCUUCACACUAGCAUCUGCCAAAGCCAGUAAAGCCUGUCUGACAUCAGAUAUAAGUGACAAGGAAAUUGAUUUGCCGUCUAAGGGACCACACAAGAAAAAACAAAUUUCAAGUGAUGAGAAUUCUGAUACAAACGGUGAUAGCAGUGAAUCAUUGAUAGAUCUACCAUCAUGCCCAAUAACCAAAUCAUAUGCUCCUGAAGCUGGAUCUAAAACUCCAGAUUUAUAUAAUUUACUGCCACCAACACCAUCAUCAACUGGGUCACUGAGAAAUUACCAUGCUGGAACGCCUAGAAAUUGCUUUGCCGAGACACCUAGAAAUAGCUUUGUCGGGUCACCUAGAAAUACUUUUGUCAGGAACCCUAUUACUACGAUUGUUGGAACACCUGGAAAUCCAUCUGUCACAUCUCAAAUAUUAUUUCAACCAGAAAUUAGAGAAAGGACAAUGAUGAAGAUCAAUUUCAAAAAGAGGUCAUUUCCUAUCUUGUAAAAAUAAAUAUGAUAUUGAAAGACGUUACAACAGAACUAGCUGCUCUUAAAUCUGAAAUACAUUCGAAUUCCACUAUGCUACACAGCCUGAUGGAAAAAGGGAGUCCAGACUUGGGCAAUGAAGGAAUUGAAAGAUGCGAUAUUUUUGAUAAACUCCCGAUUGAUAAUGACGCGAAGUUUGAGGAAGUUGAAGUAGCCUUGCUGAACAAAGCAUCUUAUGAAUAAUUCGUAAGUU